Messenger RNA from Polypterus senegalus (gray bichir), 428 nucleotides. Its product is annotated as probable pancreatic secretory proteinase inhibitor. Bases 120 to 374 code for a protein of 84 amino acids. The transcript is spliced from 3 exons. The record is from RefSeq and is a predicted model, not a curated record. NCBI's taxonomy places the organism in Eukaryota, Metazoa, Chordata, Cladistia, Polypteriformes, Polypteridae. Gene Ontology annotation, molecular function: protein binding.
GCGCUGACGUUCAAGGCCGCUUUUCACAAUCCGUAGGCGUUCACCGGCGGGUCAGUUGUGUAAACGGCUUUCUUCCCGGCUGCUGUCCUCAGAUCCAGAAGAGACGAGCUACCGGACACAUGGACAAAGCGGUGAUCCUCCUGGCACUGCUGGGCAUCGCGCACCUCGCGUGUGCAUCUUGGCAAGAGCCGGGUCAGCACGGCAUUGCGAAGGUGCCCCACUGCAUCGGGGUCACGUCAGAUGGGCCAUGCCCUUUGAACUACGCGCCGGUCUGUGGCUCAGAUGGGAACGAGUAUGCCAAUGAGUGCCAGCUUUGUGCCCAGCGACUAAGAACCCGAAAAGAGAUCCUGAUCGCACGGGAUGGCCCCUGCUGAAGAGAGCUCACCGACCCCCGAAUCUGCCGUCUUAAUAAAGAGACCUGAAGCAUG